AAACUUUAGCUUUGGAUCAAGUUCUGACUUGCUGGGGUUCCCCAAAAUUGGAUCUUUUUAUCUUGGUUCAUAAAUUUCCUUCUCUGUGUUUUGUUUUCACAAAAAUUAUAACUAGAAAUACUAAAAUUAGAAAGACUCCAUCUUUAUCUUUUAUUUAAGAAAGCAUGAAGAGACUCAACGGCACUAAUUCAUUGGGUGGUUUCAUGUCCAAUUCUCCCAAUUCAACAGUUGAUGUGGAAUUUCAGACAAUGUUGGAGGAAGAAGGGUGCGUGGAAGAAUGGGGCCAAAUUUGGGAGAAGAAGAGGAGAUUAAGCGUGGUUCAAGUGAAGGCUUUGGAGAGGAAUUUCGAGGUGGAAAACAAGCUGGAGCCAGAGAGGAAGGUCAAACUUGCUCAGGAGCUGGGCUUGCAGCCGCGACAGGUGGCGGUGUGGUUCCAAAACCGCCGGGCGCGGUGGAAGACGAAGCAGCUAGAGAGAGACUACGGCCUCCUCGAGGCCAACCACGACGCCCUCAAGCUUAGAUAUGAAUCUCUCCACACAGAGAAUCAGUCUCUGCUCAAUCAGAUUAGUGAGCUGAAAUCGGAGCUGAAUGUGGGUGAGGCCCAAAUUGCAGUGAAGGAAGAGGCGUCACUGUCGAAAUCGGAAGAAAAAUAUGAUAUAGAAAUCCACGGUGGCGGAGCUGCGGCGGAACUGAAUUUCGAGAAUUGCGAUGGCGAUGCGCAGGAAAAUGAGACGAUCGGCGCGGCUUUUGCCGAUUUCAAGGAUGGAUCGGAUAGCGAUUCGAGCUCGAUUCUGAAUGAGGACAACAACAACGGCAGUCCACAGCGGUUUGAGGCGAGUGUUGUUGGAGAGUUUUACCAAACGGAGCACAAUUUUUUCGGGGAGGAAUCGUGCAGCACUUUGUUUUCCGACGAUCAACCUCCCACUCUUCAUUGGUACUGUAAUGAGCACUGGAAUUGAAGAUACUAAUAUUAUAAAUAAAUGGGAAUAAUCAAGAUUCUUUCUUUUUAAA
Molecule: messenger RNA, 1011 nt
Organism: Salvia splendens (bonfire salvia)
Lineage: Eukaryota; Viridiplantae; Streptophyta; Magnoliopsida; Lamiales; Lamiaceae
Product: homeobox-leucine zipper protein ATHB-6
Exons: 3
Coding region: 165-959 (264 amino acids)
Biological process (GO): positive regulation of DNA-templated transcription
Cellular component (GO): nucleus
Molecular function (GO): DNA-binding transcription factor activity, RNA polymerase II-specific; sequence-specific DNA binding
Source: RefSeq, a predicted model, not a curated record